AUGUGUAACGGAUAUAACAGCUCGGGCUGGUGGGAAGACGAGUGCCACAUCUUCUUUGUUCACAGCGGUGAAGAAAUUUUCCUGUUGGGAGCCCGCAGUCGCAGAGAUUUUAUGUUCAGCAUCGCCUGUUAUUGUGAUGUUGUCACAUGCAGGAAAGUGCAUGGAGGAGCAACAGAGCUCAUCGAGUGGGGCGACACUGAUAAUGAACAGAAGAUUUCUCCCACGGGGGCCAGUCCACGGAUCCUCAACCCCCUGCGUUUGUUUGCCAGGGGCUCCCCCGGGUUUAAGAGCAACAUGAGGGAAAUUACAUAUUUACAGAACAUGGAGGACUUCUGGGACUGGUUAUCUAACCAGACAGAUGUUCAGGGUGCACAAGCCAGAACUAAACGCAGGCCCAUCGUCAAGACUGGCAAGUUCAAAAAGAUGUUCGGGUGGGGGGACUUCCACUCCAACAUCAAGACGGUCAAACUCAACCUGCUAAUCACAGGGAAGAUCGUGGACCACGGGAACGGCACCUUUAGCGUUUACUUUCGCCACAACUCCACAGGCAUGGGGAACGUGUCGGUCAGCCUGGUGCCACCCUCCAAGGUGGUGGAGUUUGAGAUUGCCCAGCAGUCCACGCUGGAGACCAAAGACACCAAAUCAUUCAACUGCCGCAUUGAGUACGAGAAGACGGAUCGCAACAAGAAGACUGCCCUGUGCAGCUUUGACCCGUCCAAAGUGUGCUAUCAGGAGCAUACGCAGAGCCAUGUGUCCUGGCUGUGCUCAAAACCCUUCAAAGUCAUAUGCAUCUAUAUAGCCUUUUACAGUGUAGACUAUAAACUGGUGCAGAAGGUAUGCCCUGACUAUAACUACCAUAGCGACACACCCUACUCCUCCACAGGAUGAUCUAGCUGUUGUUAGUGUGCAUCAACCUUUUGUUUGAUCUUCAAAAAAUUUAAAUGUCAAUCUCUAAGCUCCUUGUCCCGAAAUACCUAAAUACCUGAGAUAUGUUGCAGGAAGUGCAACUUAUAAUGGGACACACUCUGGAGGGAUUUGAUGCAUUGUUACAAAACUUUUGUAAAUACUGCAAAUGAGUAUACAGCUCUAACACUCAAGAUAGUUAGGUGUCCAGGGACUUGGUUUUAGGGGUUGAUUUGGGAGCUAGCUACCAAGCCUGGGUGACUCCUCCCUAUCACAACAGCACAUGUUCUCUGUAAACCACUGGUAUAAUUAGCAUGUUGUCCAGAUGUUUUCUUCAAGGCUAGACCAUAGGCAAGCAGCCUCCCAGUUGGAAGUGCACACUGACUUCUGUGCCAGUGCUGCAUUGAUGCUAACAUUGUAUAACAUUCUCCUCACCUCAACCAGUUAUGGGAUGAAAUAUGAAUCGUGUUAAUUAUUACAAUACUAAGACAUUUGAAUUGUUGUUCAACGGGGCAUAAAAUUAGAUAUUUCACAUUUGAAACAUCUCUAUAAUUUGACUGAUUAGUCAAAAUGAUUUGUUCAUUGCAUUUGAAGUAGACUUAACAUCCAUUUGUACCUGAUAACAGAACACAAGGCAGGACGGUGUCUACUAUUUUAGAUUAGUUUGAUCGAUGGGUAUUUUUUCAAGUAGCUCUGAAUAAUUGAUAUGGCAUUACAAUCUCUUUUAUCUCUUUUAGGGAGUGAAAUAAAGUGAAUUGAUUAUGUGCCCAUGACAAAAUAAAUUGAUCCGACACAUCUAAUCCAAAGGCAAGCAGAAAGUAUAAUCAUAAAUCAUUACACAUACAUAUGUAGGUACUCAUCCAUGUAUAACCUGGCUGCUGCCUUGUGUGCUCCUUAAAAUGUGUUGGUUUUCUGCAGCAAUCAUCAUAAGGCAUGUGUAUGCUAAACUAGUCUGAAAUCCAACAUCUGUGUUUGCAGGAUGCACUUUGAGGCAUCAGCCUGCUGAAGGGGCCCCGCAGUGGAUUAAUGUGUCAGGAGAGGCGGGGGGAAAGUGAUAAUUGCAGGACAGGUGGAUUUAGUGAGUCUGGCAGACAAUUAUCAGCACUUUGUCAUGGUCCUGCCACCAGCCCUGACAUUACCUGUCUUUAAUAGGCUUUAAUUAGCCUGGGAAAUUUCAUUUACCUAAGACCAAGAGUGGAGAAACCAAAAGGGGAAAAAAAAGGGAAAAAUACACAAUCCGUCUGGAAUUAUAAUGAGAAAUGGGACUAAAUUUGAAAAUGUCAAGACAUUUCCCGAUUGUACAGCAGGCUUAAGUUGACUGACUUUUGUGUAAAAGUGGAUAACAUCCAGUCUUGUUGUAAGUGGUGUAAUGUGCUUUGACUUAGCAAUCACUAAAACAGUUUUGAAAGGUUCUGUUGAAAACCAUCAACACAUUAAAUGUCAUAAGUUGUGUUGACUGCGUAUAUCCAGGGUUUUUAGGCUAGGGCGUGUGCCACUAACUUAUCACAUGGCGAUUAUUUCGGUCAGUGUUACGUUAUUUGCUGUAUCUCAUGUCUUUCCCCAUCAGCUGUAAAUGACCCUGUCACAUUAUACACAUCAGGAGAGGUGUAUGAUAAGGAAAUUACUAAAUCCGAAUUGAUCUAUGUUGAUGUUUUAGUUCUACUCUUUUGUGCAAAUGCUGUGUAUUAACAUGUAACUCUAAAACUAAAUGUGUUUACUUAUGGCUUCAGAGUAAACAAUGCCAAUUUAUUCUAAUUUUCCAGAGAAAUAUAUGAAUAAGUAUACUGUUCCUUAUUUUUGGUGUUUGUUAAGCAAUAUCAUGUAGAUGAUAUAGAUGUCAUAUUUAUUGCUUCUUGUUAUAGAUUGCUUUGAUUUCCAUUUUUGUAAUCCUUGCAGAUUGUACCUUUUUUGAUUUCCUGCUUGCUUAAUCUUGUUUAAACAGUUUCCUCUGUAAAAUAGGAAAUAAGAGCACUGCUGUGUGUAUAGUGUAAGUAAAACUGUUCAUUUUGGAAUAUUUGAUUUCAGCUGGGGUUCAUUUUGUUAAAAUGAAAUUGUAAAGAUCAAUUUAGGUUUUU
Morone saxatilis (striped sea-bass) is the source of this 2978-nucleotide messenger RNA. RefSeq names its product neurexophilin 2a (gene nxph2a). Lineage: Eukaryota; Metazoa; Chordata; Actinopteri; Moronidae. The transcript is spliced from 2 exons. The record is from RefSeq and is a predicted model, not a curated record. Bases 1 to 888 code for a protein of 295 amino acids. Gene Ontology annotation, molecular function: signaling receptor binding.